UUUUCGCCAGUUCAACGAAAGAAGCUCUCGAGUACGGUACCGAAUAACGGGAAACGCUAGCUCGACUAACGGUCUGCCAUUCCAUCGUAGUCGCGUAGCAUAGUGUAGUUUAGCGUUUAGUGGCGUGCAGCGUAGUGCUUUCAAGUGGAGUGCAGACGGGGGUUGCUAGCUAAAAGCCCAUAAAAUACAAAACGCAAAUUGCCGAAAGAAAGAAAAAAUAUUUAACCCAAGUGUGUCGGUUCAGUGUUUCUGUGGUGCGAAAAUCUCACGAAAAUAGAAAAAGAAAACAAGAGGAAAAUCCAAUAAAAACAUGGACCACUGAGCGUUGAGCCUCACAUAAAAGAAAAGAAAGUGCGACUAAUUGAAUGCUCAUUGCUGGCUGGACAACUCGUAAUUGAAUGGGAGAUUGAAACGCGAGGUAGCGAGAGGACAUUCAGGACAGCUUUGCUGCCAAGUCAGAAUGUUUGAGCCCCGAUUAGUUCAGAGGGGUGGCAGUUGAGGCGCCAAGAAGCGAGAACGCGAACGCGAACGCGAACGUCCUUCCCGCCCACUCGCACGCCCAGUUUUCAGUGGGUGAGCACGAGUGCGAGUGUGUGUGCGUGAGUGUGAGCCCGAGUGGUGUGCACAGAGCGAACAGUGUGUGUGUGUGUGGGUGAGGGGCCUGCGCCGGUGGUGGUUAGCAUGCAAAUCAACGGUCUAGCUGCCGGACCCACGAUGGCAGCCUCCGAGCCUCCAGAGCCGCCGCCGCGCAAUCCGGACCGCAUAAAUGCCUCGCUGCACAAGCUGGGCGAAUCCAAAACCGUAAAAUCCCUGGACACUUCGGUGACGACGGCGCUGAAGGAGAAAACGGCUUCCGUGAACAACAACAAGCCCAUUAGACCGCUAUUAUCGCUGGACAGCUCGGUGACGGCAUCGACAUCCUCACCGGGAACAACAGGAGCCGCAGGAUCCACAGGAUCGGGGGGCGGAGGAGCGCCGGCGAAGCCAACUCCCUUGGUAUUGGCCUCCAAGCGGGAUUUGACGCCCAGCAACGAGAGCAGCUCAUCGCCAUCGAGCUCGAAUGGCAGCAACCAGACGCUCACGCCACCCAUGACCACUGAUAGCCAGCCGCUCCAGCAGCAGCAGCAGCAGUUACCCCAUCACCACCAGCAGCACCGGAGUCCUGCGUAUCCUGGCAAGGUGGCCGAGGUGGCAGGAGUGACUCCCCCACAACAGCAGCAGCAGCAGCAACUGCAACAGCAGCAAUUGCCGAAUGGCAUCGGUGGCAGCCACUGCAACAGCACUUGCAACUCCGGCAACGCCAUGAUCCAUGCGAAUAACUCGAAUUUAAUUGCCGCAGGUCACUUGGCACAGGCGCCCGGCCCCGCCCACAAUAACGCCCCCUCCUCCGGCGGCAGUGCACUCAAUGCCGUCGACAAGCGAAAUGCCAACUUAUCGGAGACGGAUCAGGACGAGCCCUCGAAUGUGACUGUAAAUGCGGGUCUGAAUACGAAUCACAAUCUGAACUCGAAUCAGAAUCUGAAUCCGAAAUCAUUGGUGGCCCUGGGACCUCCGCACUCCCCAACGUCCGCCGCCUCGGCGGCCUUGCUCCUCCUCGAGUCCUGCGAUGGAAAUCGCAACGACGAGUCAAGGUUCCAUCUGCAUUCCGCUCCCCUCUCAGAAGCCGCGAUGAAGCUGCGCGAGGAGAACGAUCGGUUGAACACCGAACUGCUUCGACUGAGGCGCCUCCUGGAGCUCUCCACCGAUGGAGCAGUUGGCGGAGUGGACACCACUCCCGAAAUGGAGGCAGUUGCUUCCUCCGAAGGAUCAGCUGCCAAGGAGCGAAUAGAACGCCUGGAAUCGGAACUCCGAUCGGUGAAGAAUCAGCUUUUAACCAUGCGAUUGGAGCGAAAGAAACUGCGAACGGAUAAAUCAGAUCUUUUGGGUCAAGUGAAGCAGCUGUGUGCCUCGCUGCAGGAAAAGGAGCAGGAGCUGCGCGACUUCAUCCGGAACUACCAGGAGCGAGUGAGGGAGACGGAGACAACGAAUGCCAAGAUCUCCGGAGAUCGGGAUCGCGAGCGUUUCCAGUUGCUCAAACAAGCUCGCGAUGAAGCGGAGCGUUCCUUGGCUUUGGCCCAGCAAUUAUCCUCCAGGGACUUGCAGCUCCAGAGAUUACAGGAGCAACUGCAGGAGGCUCGUCGCCAGUUGACGGGAUGCCUUUCCGACCAGGAGAGCCUCCACUCCUUUGCCCCACUGACUCCUCCGUCGGCUGCCUCGGGAAUGCUCAGCCAAAUGGCCGCCGCUUCAGGAAUGGGCGGAGGAUUGGCUGGAAUUCGGGGAACCACCGAGGACAGUGGGCGUGGCAACUCGCUGUCCGCCUUCAGCGGCAGUUUGAGUGGAGGAUCGGGUGCCACUGCCGGAGAUCGAAACUCCUGUUCCAAUGAUUCGGGACUGAGAAACAGUAGCGAUCGGGAGAGUACGGGUGGGGAACUGAACUUCAGCGAUGGCACCUGCGACAAUGGACCCUGCAUCACCGUCGAUCCGGAUAGUAUCUCGCUGGUAUCCAGCCAGAAUAUGUACCAAUUUGGUACUCCCAAGGAACGCAGUCCCACAUUGUCACCUCUGAAUUCGGCUGCCUACUCGAGAUCUGUGGAGCAGUUGGGCUCUCCGGUGGACCCCGAAGGACCAGGUGGUGGAGCAAUCAGUCGGAAAUUCGCCAGUGCCAGCAAAAGUGGUCCGCUUGGAGCUCGCAAUGGGCGUGGCGGCACUUGGGGAAGUAUAUCACGGGUGUUUGCCCGCUCCCGGAAUAAAAGUAAGGCUUUGUCCGCCGAUGGAGUGACUGAAUAUGCCGACUACUCGUGGAAUCCUCUGACAGAGGAGGGCUACGCCGAGAAGCUGCGCCUGCUGCGGGAGGCCUCCCAGCUGCCCAUCGACCGGUGGAGGGCCACCCAGGUGCUGGCCUGGCUGGAGGUGGCUCUGGGAAUGCCCCAGUACAGUGCCAGGUGCGCCGAGAACGUGAAGAGCGGCAAGGUGCUGCUGGAGCUGAACGACGUGGAGCUGGAGGCUGGACUGGGCCUCACCCAUCCGAUGCACCGCAAGAAACUGCGGCUGGCCAUUGAGGAGCAGAGGCGACCGGAGAUGGUCCGCUAUCCGCUGAUCACGCAGCUGGGACACACCUGGGUGGCCACCGAGUGGCUGCCGGACAUUGGACUGCCCCAGUACGCGGAGCCCUUCGUCCAAUCCCUCGUCGAUGCCCGCAUGCUGGACACGCUCUCCAAGAAGGAGCUCGAGAAGUUCCUCGGCGUCACGCGGAAGUUCCACCAGGCCAGCAUUGUUCACGGCAUCCACGUGUUGCGCAUCGUGAAGUACGACCGACAAACGCUGGCGAUGCGACGGGUGCAAUCGGAGACGGUGGACACGGAUCCCAUUGUGUGGACGAACCAGCGCUUCAUCCGCUGGGUGCGAUCCAUCGACCUGGGCGAAUAUGCGGACAACCUGAAGGAUAGUGGCGUGCAUGGAGGCCUCGUGGUUUUGGAGCCAUCCUUUUCUGGCGACACCAUGGCCACCGCCCUGGGCAUUCCGCCCUCGAAGAACAUAAUACGGCGACAUCUCAACACGGAAUUCGAUGCCCUCAUUUUGCCCGCACGAUACCUUAUUUACUGUCAAAUGGAAGAAUUUCAAAUGGAAGCCUCCAGGCAAUUGGCCAAAUUGCAGGGCCACUAAAUCCGCACGAACCAAAUCGAAUAAUCAAAGAAAAAAAGAAAACGAAAACAAGAAAUCAAACGGGAUUCAUACUGAUUUGUUUAGCCAAGCUGAUGAAGAUGAUACGAUAAUAAAUAUAUAGGGAGAGAACAAUAACUGGAGCACAGCGCUAGUCAUUUCGUCAUUACGAAUAGUUGAUAGAUCCGCAGCGUAAUAAUCACACAUUCGAUUAGUAGACGUAAAUACAUGUAGUCAUACCACAAUAUCGUUAAGUGCUUUAGGCAUCGAACUAGGAACGCACACAUCAGAAAAAAAAAGAAAAAAAGAGUUAAAACAAGUGUCCAAGCUUUGCAUAUCCGAUAUCGGCAUUAUAACGAUACACUCCCCGAGGAGCGCUUAACGUUGCAUUUACUUAGGUUGAUUAACGAAUCGAGCAUUUAAUGUAGUUGAAACCUAGUGUUAAGGCUUUCGUCAAUGGAAAUUCAGAUUGUUACGCCUAAGAUAGAGCAUUGCAAAUGCCUAGAACAAAUGUACACACAACCACCAGUCCUUCACACGAGCGUCUUUCGUCACUAGGCCGGAAUAUACCCAAGUUCUCUGUGAUACAGGAGCUGUUUUCUGAGCUCGGCUUGACAGCCACCAACGCACAAUUGAACCUUAAAGACCAAUUACAUAACCACACACCCGCACACAAGUCCAUGACACACAUACAUGUCUACAUUUUCGUGGUUAGAUGAUAUAGUCCAUGUUUGGUGUUGCAUACUGUGAAGCGUUUUGACUGAGUUUGCCCAGCGGUCAUAAGUUGAGACACACACAAAGUCUCAACAAUAGUUGUGGUGCUUAAGAAUAUGCAAUUUAUUGUGUUUUUUUGUUGUUCUGCUUGGUGCGUUUGGCUGCAAAAUAUUUCGUUGCAUACUUUUGAGCACAAGAAAUAUUGGUUUUACAAUCUCAGAGAUUUGGAAAAACUUUUUAAGUGACCGCAGGGCAGUGCUCCCCCAAAGUUUAUUUCUUUAAGAAGUCGUUAAUUUGGUUUUUGCAAUUUUGCAACUACAGUGUCAAUUGUAAGUAAAACUUGCUUACUAAGUAGCCUAUCUCUCUCUAUUUAUCACACACGAACACUCCCACACACAUACGCAGACACUCAAAGACAAGUUCUAUGUAUGUGUUAUCAAUGUUUUUAAGUAGCUUGAACUAGUCUAACCGUUGUCAUCUUAAUAAGUACCACCGCAUACAAAUACCCUAUCGAUACUAAGUGUGAUUGGAAAUUCUAAGGCUUCAAAAGAAAACAUUUUAUGGCUGCUGGUUUUCGUGUCUGUUAGCAAUGCUAUUCUUUUUUUUUUUUUUGAUAUAAUUUCCUUUUCUCUUUUUUCAAGGGGGUUUUCCACUCACCAUAGAUCUUUGUUUUUUCAUUGUUGUUUUACGCUACGUGUAGUUAAUUAAUUAUGCUAUUGCAAAAUACGAAACAAAUAAAAAAGUAACUCUCCAACAUUGAUUAAUCAGAAUUCUUUCGUCUUUGUCCCGUUUCUUUUUCCAUCUUUCCUAUAAUUGAUCCACUCUCUUUUGCUUUCACAUCCGUAUGUUUCCUCUUCAAUUUCGUAAUUUGGUAAUCGAAUCGACGGCUUGUUGUUGUUGCUAAAUCUGCUUGAUUGUCUAACACGAUUACCGAUGCAAUACAACCGACAACAACUCAACAACAAUUCAACACCUAACGAAACCAAUCUUUGUGUGUGUAUGUGUGCCUGCCUUGCCUGCUCUCUCUCUCUCUAUCUCUCUGUCUCUGUCUCUGUCGUUAUACCGCUAUCUCUGCUGCUCUGCCUGAACCGCCCGCACUCUCCAACUCUCCAAACGCCAAAAUACCAAAAUUCCCGUCUCCAAUUCUCCGUCUGUGUCCCGUGUCUUGAAUGUCCUGCCUGCCUGCCUGCUGCCUACGAAAAUCGAAAUCGAAAAUACAUGCACAAACAUGAUAUAUACCCGCCCCCAUAACCACCCACUCUCACCCAUACACACGCACACACACACACGCAUACGAUACCUAUGCAAAAAUUCGCAAAUCGAAACUGCCAUGUUUG
Drosophila ficusphila is the source of this 5750-nucleotide messenger RNA. It is a transcript of the gene Liprin-gamma, whose product is annotated as kazrin. Gene Ontology annotation, molecular function: protein binding. Lineage: Eukaryota; Metazoa; Arthropoda; Insecta; Diptera; Drosophilidae. The coding region runs from base 682 to 3702 and encodes 1006 amino acids. The transcript is spliced from 13 exons. The record is from RefSeq and is a predicted model, not a curated record.